AGUGGGUCAGUCUGCACUCUGCACCGGAUUGCACUCAGUUGAAGUACAAGAUCAUGAUCAUCAUCAUGUGCAAGCAGAUUUGGUGGGGUUUAAGAAAUGAUUUCUCGUCUUCUUCGAGCCUAUAUAAACCGCCAAUUCUUAAUCUUCCUCCGAAACACCCUCCAUUUCCUUCUUCAACAAAUCCAAAACCUCUUCCUCACCAUGUCAAACCCCAAAUCCGAAGCAAAACCCGAACCCUCUUCUUCUUCUUCUGAAUCUCCACCACCCUUCGAUCCUACACAACCCUCGGUUCCAAUUUCAUACCCAAUCAAGACCCUUCAGGAGCUUGAAUCUCGGUCCUAUUUUGAAUCCUUUCACUACCCUUUCAACAAAGCAUCGGUUCCAAUUUCCGAUGGGGUUUCUUCUUCGUUGCCCAAUCGGCGUAGGUUGCUCGUGUGCCAUGAUAUGGCUGGGGGUUACUUGGAUGAUAAGUGGGUACAAGGUGGUGCCAACCCUGAUGCUUAUGCAAUUUGGCACUGGCAUUUGAUUGAUGUGUUUGUUUACUUUUCUCAUGAUUUGGUUACUCUUCCUCCUCCUUGUUGGACUAACACUGCUCAUCGCCAUGGAGUUAAGGUGUUGGGGACUUUCAUUACUGAAUGGGAUGCAGGAAAGGCUGCCUGUGAUAUAUUGCUUUCAACAAAGGAGUCUGCCCAGAUGUAUGCAGAACGUCUAGCGGAGCUUGCUGUUGAUUUAGGCUUUGAUGGAUGGCUAAUAAAUAUGGAGGUAAAUUUGGAUCCAGGGAAAAUCUCUAAUUUGAAAGAGUUUGUAGACCAUUUAUCAUUAAAAAUGCAUUCUUCUGUGCCUGGAUCGUUAGUUAUAUGGUAUGACAGUAUUACAAUUGAUGGUAAAUUGAACUGGCAAGAUCAACUAAAUGAAUAUAACAAACCGUUCUUUGACAUAUGCGAUGGAAUAUUUGUAAACUAUACAUGGAAGGAAAACUAUCCAAAGCUCUCUGCUGCUGUUGCCAUGGAUCGGAAGUUUGAUGUUUACAUGGGAAUUGAUGUAUUUGGAAGAAACACUUAUGGUGGUGGACAGUGGAAUGCAAAUGUUGCUCUUGAUUUACUAAGAAAGGAUGACAUCUCUGCUGCAAUAUUUGCUCCUGGAUGGGUCUAUGAGACAAAGCAACCACCAGAUUUUGAGACUGCUCAGAAUAGUUGGUGGGGUCUUGUGGGAAAGUCAUGGGGAAUACUGCGAAAUUAUCUUGGAGUACUACCAUUCUAUACAAAUUUUGAUCAGGGGCGUGGUUAUCACAUUUCAGUUGAUGGAGACCAUGUAUCAAAUGCUAAUUGGUGCAACAUUUCUUGCCAAGGCUUUCAGCCACUCAUUGAGGUUGCUGAUCCUACAAAUCCUAUUCAAGUUCUUGUAGACUUGAAGGAAGCAUCAUAUAGUGGAGGGGGGAACAUUACAUUCAAAGGAUCUCUUGAAAAGAAAACGUACUUUGAGAGGAAAAUCUUUCAAGGAGAGUUUCUUUUGAGCGAGUUGCCUAUCCACUUUAUCUAUUCUGUGAAAUCUGAUGGCAAUUCUUUAUUGGGACUUAAGCUUGUGCUCACCUCCACCGGCGACAAAAGAACGUCUAUUCUUCUCACAUCGCAGGCCGUGAAUAAUUUCUCAAGUAAAUUCAGCAAAGUGAUCAUGGCACGUGAACAAAAGGGAUUUUCCCCUGGAUGGGUCAUAAAUGAAGGUGCAAUUGCCAUGGAUGGAUUCACUCUAACAGAAAUCCAUGCAGUUUGCUACAUAUCUGAUUCUCCAUUAUCAGAUGCCAAUGAUGGUAGUGUGGAUUAUUUUGCCAUUCUUGGUCAUAUCACAAUGAAAACUUCUGAUUACAAGUUGGAUUUUCCGGUCUCCUCUUCCUGGCUAGUUAGUGGUGAAUUCAUCAAAUUGAAUUCAGAUUCUCAAGGCUCCAAGACCCUUGAUGUUAAAAUUUCUUGGACACCGAAAGAUGGAAAAAAUCAUCUAUUUUCAAAGUACGUCGUGUAUUUGGUAAGAUUAUCAAAACAAGCAGAUGGCAACCCAGGUAGAACAUCAGAACAUGUUAAUGAGGAGUAUCUUGGGGUAGCACAAGUGAACUCUUUUUAUGUUUCUGACCUCAAAGUUCCUUUGGCCACUUCAAGUCUCAAAUUUAUAAUACAAGUUUGCGGUGUUGAUGGGACGAUUCAGGAAUUGGAUGAAUCUCCAUAUUAUGAAUUGAUAGUUGAAGGUCCUUAAUUUGUCAUAUGAAUGUAACAUUAUUGUUUUAUCUGAAGGAAGAAUCUAUUUUAUAUUCGGACGUUGCAGCUACUACAUAUGCGGCUUAAGCUGCAGUAAGCAAUAAUACAUAUGCAAGUAGCAAGAGCAUAUCCUGAUUUAAGUAUGAUUUAAACUUGAGUCAUUUUGGA
This is a messenger RNA of Lotus japonicus, 2414 nucleotides long. Its product is annotated as cytosolic endo-beta-N-acetylglucosaminidase 1. NCBI's taxonomy places the organism in Eukaryota, Viridiplantae, Streptophyta, Magnoliopsida, Fabales, Fabaceae. The coding region runs from base 97 to 2244 and encodes 715 amino acids. The record is from RefSeq and is a predicted model, not a curated record. Gene Ontology annotation, biological process: protein deglycosylation. The transcript is spliced from 11 exons. Gene Ontology annotation, molecular function: mannosyl-glycoprotein endo-beta-N-acetylglucosaminidase activity. Gene Ontology annotation, cellular component: cytoplasm.